Colletotrichum scovillei is the source of this 1951-nucleotide messenger RNA. Its product is annotated as Ras family protein. The transcript has 5 exons. Lineage: Eukaryota; Fungi; Ascomycota; Sordariomycetes; Glomerellales; Glomerellaceae. The record is from RefSeq and is a predicted model, not a curated record. Bases 359 to 967 code for a protein of 202 amino acids. Gene Ontology annotation, molecular function: GTPase activity; GTP binding.
UUUUGUUCCUCCCGCCAGGCGGUAACCCACUGGUCACUGCACUGGACACAGGACUCUGGGCACAGGACACCGAGCACUAAGGUAAUCAGAGACUGGCACCUGACUGGUACUCUGUACACCGCGCUAGAAGCCUUGACGUAGCAGCAGCCUGCAUUUACUCCGUCCGACUCCUACCACCUCACUUGACCUGUCCUGACUCUGGCUUUGUUGCUUUCACAACCUGGAACCUCAACACGACACCACCGAAAUCCAUCAACCUCCCAACACCUACACAACGUCCAUAUAAUCGCCCAGCGCGCCUAUAUCCGUCGCAUCUCUCGAUCCCUACCAGCCUUGUUCAGAACCCCCGCUAUUCACAAUGAACCCCGAGUACGACUACCUCUUCAAGCUUCUCCUCAUCGGUGAUUCCGGUGUUGGAAAGUCUUGCCUUCUGUUGCGAUUCGCCGACGACACAUACACCGAGUCCUACAUCUCCACCAUCGGUGUCGACUUUAAAAUCCGCACGAUAGAGCUCGAUGGAAAGACGGUGAAGCUGCAAAUCUGGGAUACUGCCGGUCAGGAGCGUUUCCGCACCAUUACUUCCUCCUACUACCGUGGUGCCCACGGCAUCUGCGUCGUCUACGAUGUCACCGACAUGGACUCUUUCAACAACGUCAAGCAAUGGCUCCAGGAGAUUGACAGAUACGCCACCGAGGGCGUCAACAAGCUGCUCGUUGGCAACAAGAGCGAUAUGUCCGACAAGAAGGUUGUCGAGUACACCGUCGCCAAGGAAUUUGCCGACAGCUUGGGCAUCCCCUUCCUUGAAACCUCUGCAAAGAACGCCAGCAACGUCGAGCAGGCUUUCCUGACCAUGGCCCGCCAGAUCAAGGAGCGCAUGGGUAGCACGACCGCGAACAACACGAAACCCUCCGUACAGGUUGGCCCCGGCCACGGUGUCUCCUCGAACUCGGGAGGUGGCUGCUGCUAAAUGUAUCGUCCCUGAUUUCUACGAAGCCCGCUUUCCUUACCUGUGUUUCAUGGCAUUUUACGGAUUUUUCUCGGCGGAGGGGAUACAGCUGGGCAGAAUGGGCGAGGAAGGGAAUGCACAGCACAUGACGGUGUAGGGAUCACAUUUUGGCUCGGACGAUGCUGUGUCGUUCGCUUUUCUCUCCUUCCGCGCAAAGGCUGCUUUCCAUACUUCUACGCAUAGAUGAGUGUUGAUUUGGUUCGUCCCAGCUCCUUCGCACUGCACACACACACAAUCGACACAAGAUACCUCUGUAACUGGACCCAAGGCGUUGUUCACGGCAAACGACAGGGCUCCUGGUGCCUGACGGCAGUUCAGAAGCCAGACUCGGGGCGUUCGGUGGGAGACUUUUUGGGGAUCUCACGGAGCGCAGAGGGACUAACAAGGUCAACUCGAUGUGUAUUACAAGCGUAGGCUCUAUUUUGCCGGCGCAUCGUGUGCUUUGCAAUCAAGCUUGGUUGGCCGGGGGGCGAGCACAUAGGCAACGCAGCGGGCCGUACGUAUGGGUGUCUGCGCGUUUGUUCCCAACCAUAUGUCUUCUCUUUUUUCGAGUUUCCCUUCCUUGGCGGCUGCUGCUUUUCUGGUAGAUAGGGUCGAAGUAAUGGGCAAGUGACGUUUUCCUUCUUGAUAUUGCGACAAGCGAGGGUGAUGAUUCCGCUUUGUUUCCAGUUCGUGAAAGACAUCCCGCGUGAGGUCUCAGCCUGAAUCAAUCUAGGCGUUUACCAGCCCAGUCGACGAGCAGUUUUCAAGUCGAACAGGAGUUUGAUGGGUGGCGGAAACGGGGGUUUCGGAUCGACCGGUCAUCGAACUCGCCUCAUGUUCCAUGGAUUGCUCCGCUCUUUCACCUUCUUGGGCGCCUGGGCAGUCGCACUACAAGGAAAGAUAGCGUUGGAAGUUACUCUGUACGAACCACUUGCAAGUCAAACCAGGAAUCGAGCCUACCCC